This is a messenger RNA of Naegleria gruberi, 735 nucleotides long. RefSeq lists its product as uncharacterized. Lineage: Eukaryota; Heterolobosea; Eutetramitea; Acrasida; Naegleriidae. The coding region runs from base 1 to 735 and encodes 244 amino acids. The record is from RefSeq and is a predicted model, not a curated record. The transcript has a single exon.
AUGAGAACAAGACGAAGUGUUAUAAUUGCAGAGUCAUCGGAUGAUGAGUUGAUGGAUGAAUCUUCGGAUAGUGAUAAUGAUAACAUAUUUCAAGAUGAAGAAGAGGAAGAGGAAAAUUCAAAUCAAAUUGUUCUUGAACCACCAACAAGUUUUGAACACAUUCCGAUAAUUAAAUUGGACAAGGAUUAUUUCAUGACAGCAAUUUAUAUUAAAAAGUUCCUGCACCAGAGUGAUUAUGACUUGGUAAAGGCAUUCAAAGAGUUUGGACAGGAAAAAGAUAGGAAAGUGCUUCACGGAAGAGAUAUGGCAAAAUUGGUUCACUUAAGCCAACACCACUAUCUUUCCAGUGAUUUAGAGAUAAAGCCGAAUAUCAAGGGUGUUGUUCUAUUUAGAAUGGAGUGGAUUAUUGAAAUGUUUAAUAGAGAGAUACUAUCGAGUGAAAGUUUUGUCGAAAAUGUCAAUAUAAUAGAUUUCAUUAUUGUAUUCGAUAUGGAAAGAAAUUGUGUUAACUUUAAGGAUGAAGUAAUAGAAACACUCUUGGAAUCUCAAAAGAAGCAACAGGAAGAUAAGAUUAAAGAGGAGGAGGACGCUGCGCAACCCUCUAUUAUUGAGGAGGAAACAUUUCACACAUGCCCUAUUAGAACUGAAGGAAUUGAAAAAUUUCAGGACUUUCUUAAACUCCACAUCUCACACACUACCUCUGAUCGAUGCGUAAUUAUGCCAUUCGAUUAUUAG